Molecule: messenger RNA, 1038 nt
Organism: Dicrocoelium dendriticum
Lineage: Eukaryota; Metazoa; Platyhelminthes; Trematoda; Plagiorchiida; Dicrocoeliidae
Source: the annotation of a GenBank genome assembly
AGUGUAUCUUUGGGAGCCUUCCAAAAAUAUAUCAUUGGGAUACCAACAAGAUUUUAUUUCUAACAUCCAGUAAGAACGACGGGACAUGGCUAUUUUUGGACUCCGCACCUAAGCAGCGCUCCUACAAAUUGGAGACCCCGACGUGAGUUCGUUCUAUCGGAUUCAGCUUCCAUCAUCCGGUGAGUCGUGUCCAUUUUCGUCGUUCUUUUUAUUGCUUUCAUGUAUGCGAAUAUGAUCGAGCAGCAAACUGGGGAGAUUAACACCGUAUCUACUAGCUGUUUACCAACAUUUUGGAUACAAUAUCCCCAGCUUUGGUUUUUCCAGGCCGAGUCAUUUUUUGAAAUUAAUCGCAUACAUAAGGAUGUCUUAAAAGUUCAUUAUGUGAUCUCUAAGCUCCCACCUGAAUUAUUACUCCUGGCACAGGAUAUCUUGAAGACAAGCCCCACAUACCAGCAAUUAAGGGACUUUUUAAUUCGCGAGCUUAGCCUUAGUGAGCGUAAGAGAGUGCAACGUCUACUUACAGAAGAACAGUUAGGCGAUCGCACUCCUACUCAACUACUGCGAGCCAUGCAAGCUCUGGUAGGUGACAGCCCUCCAGAGAAUUCCAUCUUUAGGCAGUUAUUUUUGCAACGGCUCCCUACUCACGUACAACAAAUACUGGCUAACGCUCAUCAGGAUACCGACUUGAAAGACCUAGCCCUUAUGGCUGAUAAAAUAAUGGAAAUACAAGCACCCACGAUCUCAAUUUCUUCGCCUCCUAUAACUGACGACUCGCUUGUAAAAGCUGUGCACUCCCUGCAGCAGCAACUGGCCUCCAUCUCCAUCACCCACCGAAACCGUAAUUCGAGGUCAGGCCAGCGGCGUAUUCGCAGCGCUAGUCGUUCACGUGGCAUUUGUUGGUAUCACCGUAGGUUCCGUAACAAAGCUCGGAAAUGCAUAAAGCCGUGUCGAUUUUCCAUUUCGGGAAACGAACACGCCAGAUCGUAAUGGCGACGACGCAAGCUGGCAUAUGCGAGCCAGGUCGCCUCUUUUACCUGC